AUGUCCACAGAGACCCGGCGACUGACCAGACUGUGGAGAUUAGAGCUGAUGUCCACAGACACCCGGAGACUGACCAGACUGUGGGGAUUAGAGCUGAUGUCCACAGAGACCAGGAGACGGACCAGACUGUGGGGAUUAGAGCUGAUGUCCACAGACACCCGGAGACUGACCAGACUGUGGGGAUUAGAGCUGAUGUCCAGAGAAACCCGGAGACUGACCAGACUGUGGGGAUUAGAGCUGAUGUCCACAGACACCCGGAGACUGACCAGACUGUGGGGAUUAGAGCUGAUGUCCACAGAGACCCGGAGACUGACCAGACUGUGGGGAUUAGAGUUGAUGUCCACAGAGACCCAGGGACUGACCAGACUGUGGGGAUUAGAGCUGAUGUCCACAGAGACCCGGAGACUGACCAGACUGUGGGGAUUAGAGCUGAUGUCCACAGAGACCCGGCGACUGACCAGACUGUGGGGAUUAGAGCUGAUGUCCACAGAGACCCGGAGACUAACCAGACUGUGGGGAUUAGAGCUGAUGUCCACAGACACCCGGCGACUGACCAGACUGUGGGGAUUAGAGCUGAUGUCCACAGAGACCAGGAGACGGACCAGACUGUGGGGAUUAGAGCUGAUGUCCACAGACACCCGGAGACUGACCAGACUGUGGGGAUUAGAGCUGAUGUCCAGAGAAACCCGGAGACUGACCAGACUGUGGGGAUUAGAGCUGAUGUCCACAGACACCCGGAGACUGACCAGACUGUGGGGAUUAGAGCUGAUGUCCACAGAGACCCGGAGACUGACCAGACUGUGGGGAUUAGAGUUGAUGUCCACAGAGACCCAGGGACUGACCAGACUGUGGGGAUUAGAGCUGAUGUCCACAGAGACCCGGAGACUGACCAGACUGUGGGGAUUAGAGCUGAUGUCCACAGAGACCCGGCGACUGACCAGACUGUGGGGAUUAGAGCUGAUGUCCACAGAGACCCGGAGACUAACCAGACUGUGGGGAUUAGAGCUGAUGUCCACAGACACCCGGCGACUGACCAGACUGUGGGGAUUAGAGCUGAUGUCCACAGAGGACCAGGAGACGGACCAGACUGUGGGGAUUAGAGCUGAUGUCCACAGACACCCGGAGACUGACCAGACUGUGGGGAUUAGAGCUGAUGUCCACAAAGACCCGGGGACUGACCAGACUGUGGGGAUUAGAGCUAAUGUCCACAGACACCCGGAGACUGACCAGACUGUGGGGAUUAGAGCUGAUGUCCAGAGAAACCCGGAGACUGACCAGACUGUGGGGAUUAGAGCUGAUGUCCACAGACAACCGGAGACUGACCAGACUGUGGGGAUUAGAGCUGAUGUCCAGAGAAACCCGGAGACUGACCAGACUGUGGGGAUUAGAGCUGAUGUCCACAGAGACCCGGAGACUGACCAGACUGUGGGGAUUAGAGUUGAUGUCCACAGAGACCCAGGGACUGACCAGACUGUGGGGAUUAGAGCUGAUGUCCACAGAGACCCGGAGACUGACCAGACUGUGGGGAUUAGAGCUGAUGUCCACAGAGACCCGGCGACUGACCAGACUGUGGGGAUUAGAGCUGAUGUCCACAGAGACCCGGAGACUAACCAGACUGUGGGGAUUAGAGCUGAUGUCCACAGACACCCGGCGACUGACCAGACUGUGGGGAUUAGAGCUGAUGUCCACAGAGACCAGGAGACGGACCAGACUGUGGGGAUUAGAGCUGAUGUCCACAGACACCCGGAGACUGACCAGACUGUGGGGAUUAGAGCUGAUGUCCACAGAGACCCGGGGACUGACCAGACUGUGGGGAUUAGAGCUAAUGUCCACAGACACCCGGAGACUGACCAGACUGUGGGGAUUAGAGCUGAUGUCCAGAGAAACCCGGAGACUGACCAGACUGUGGGGAUUAGAGCUGAUGUCCACAGACACCCGGAGACUGACCAGACUGUGGGGAUUAGAGCUGAUGUCCACAGACACCGGAGACUGACCAGACUGUGGGGAUUAGAGCUGAUGUCCACAGACACCCGGAGACUGACCAGACUGUGGGGAUUAGAGCUGAUGUCCACAGAGACCCGGCGACUGACCAGACUGUGGGGAUUAGAGCUGAUGUCCACAGAGACCCGGGGACUGACCAGACUGUGGGGAUUAGAGCUGAUGUCCACAGAGACACCCGGAGACUGA
This is a messenger RNA of Knipowitschia caucasica, 2187 nucleotides long. The record is from the annotation of a GenBank genome assembly. Lineage: Eukaryota; Metazoa; Chordata; Actinopteri; Gobiiformes; Gobiidae.